AUGGCCUCUAACGUAGUAGUACUCCUGAACGGGGGAAAAAGACAACCAAUAAAGACUACUCCUAUGAUGCCUUUAAAAGAGAUCAUCAAACUUGUAUGUAAUAAGCAAGGUUAUACUGAUGUAGAAAAUUAUGGAUUGAAACAGAAUAAGACUAUUCUGGAUCUUUCUCUUUCUGUUCGAUUUGCCAAUCUUGCUCCGGGGGCAAAACUCGAAUUGAUUCGAAUAACACCAAAAGCUCAUAGUGAAGUUACAAUUGCUCUACAGAUGGAUGAUGGAGGAAGGGUGGUUGAAAAAUUUUUGUCGACAACAACUUUGUGGGAGAUAUUAUUACACUUUGAAAAUACUUCCCAGGACAGAUCAUUGAACCUUACAAAACGAACGGCCCCAGUACCGGUAUCACAAUCUAAGAAAGGGGUAUGGAAAAAAUUUGCCGGAAAACAAAACAAGCUUUUUUAUCAACAACCUGUGUGCAUUUUAUUAAAUAAAGAGUAUGGGACUAUUUCUUUACUUAAAUCGACAUCCUUACAAUCUGCUGGAAUUACUUCCGGCAAUAUACUUUUACGUGUUUUAUUUCGACAUACGGAAUUAAGUCUCGAUGAUGUCUUGGAGGAAAUAAAUACUCCAAUACAAUCAUCAGCCGUAAUUAAUGAAAACAAUUCAGAAAAGUCAGUUCAAUCGACAAUACCACCAGUAAUAUCAACUCCAAAAGUUGAACAAAUUGAAGAAACAAAUAUGCAGGUUGAUUCACAGGAAUCAAUCGAAGAAACAAAUAUGACGAAUUCAGUUGAAUUAACUGAAGAAACGAGUAUACCGGUCAAUUCAAUUGAAUCAGCAAAAGAAAUAAAUAUGCAGACCAAUUCAGUAGAAACUGGGGAAUCCUUGACACCUGGUGAAUCAAAGUUGGAAAUACAAUCACAGGAGACGGGCGAAAUGGAAAUAGAUACUAAAUCUUCUGAUGUUCAUGACUCUACAGUCAAAAGUCCGGAAGAUCAAGAGCCUGUUGAAAAAGUUAAUAUAACGCAAUAUGAACAAACUUCUGAUGCACAAACUAGCUCAGUCACAAAUGUUGUUGGGCACUUUGAUAGAGAUGUUAAAGUAUUCAACCCCCCACCAGAAAAUGCUACAUUGUCAACUCAAAUUGACCUUCCAGAUUCUUUUUAUGAAUUGACUGCUCCGGAAUUGCAAUUCUUAUUGGUAAUGCAAGAUUCGAAACGAAAAGCCGAGGCGAAUGCUGGAUUUAAAACACGUGCUGCAAGAGAACAAGAGGAGAAGGCAAGGGAACGUAAAUAUCCAAAAACAAUGAUUCGAGUGAGAUUUCCAGAUGGUUUUCAAUUACAAAUGACCUUCCUAUCCAAAGAAACAGUUGGAGAAUUAUAUGAAUUUGUUAAAGAAGCUUUGCGAACUCCGCAGCGCUCUUUUUAUCUAUAUACAAGUCCUCCAAAAAAAGUACUUACAGAAAUGUCUCUAUCUUUGUAUUAUGCUGAAUUGUCACCCGCCUCAGUUGUAAAUUUCAGUUGGACAGAUAAAUUAUCAGAUUCUGAACACUUUUUAUCAGAUGAAUAUCUUAAACUUAGAACAGACAUGCCACAUCAGCUUGUUGACAAUCUCACCCCAAAUAUUGUCCCUUCCUCUAUCAAUAAUGAAGGUGGCCAUGUUCUGUCUGAACCUUCGCGCCAGAAAAAUAUCGGAGAAUCGGCUCAAGGACAACAUUCGCGCGCUCACUCUACAAAUCAAACUUCAAAUAAAGUACCGAAAUGGUUAAAAUUUGGAAAUAAGAAAUAA
Rhizophagus irregularis DAOM 181602=DAOM 197198 is the source of this 1782-nucleotide messenger RNA. RefSeq lists its product as uncharacterized. Lineage: Eukaryota; Fungi; Glomeromycota; Glomeromycetes; Glomerales; Glomeraceae. Gene Ontology annotation, cellular component: vesicle membrane; cytoplasm; nucleus. The record is from RefSeq and is a predicted model, not a curated record. Gene Ontology annotation, biological process: intracellular protein transport. Gene Ontology annotation, molecular function: protein binding.